Nelumbo nucifera (sacred lotus) is the source of this 1965-nucleotide messenger RNA. The record is from RefSeq and is a predicted model, not a curated record. NCBI's taxonomy places the organism in Eukaryota, Viridiplantae, Streptophyta, Magnoliopsida, Proteales, Nelumbonaceae.
GAUCAUUGUAUACUUGUUUUUCAUUUUAUCUUUACACCCUUUCCUGAUCUGAGUUUAAAAAUAUGUGAUAAUCAAGUAGUGGAAGACUUUCGAACUUCCAUCUGGAAUAAGGGCAUAGUAUUCGCAUAUAUUUGUUGAUAUUUUUAGAUCAUGAGGUCAAAAGGAGAAUUUUUUGGUUGGCCUGGUUUAUCUUAUGCUUUCAUUUUUUUUCUAGGAGGAAUGAAGAAGCAUUGGCUUGGGAUGAACUGUUUUGUUCAGUGGGUUUUCCACGAAGUCAGCGGUUGAUGGAAUGAGAUGCUUGAUGGAGACACCGCUCCAGCGCUCCCCUGUUUCCCCUGUUUUUUUUUUUUUUCAUUUAUGUAUAUUUUUUUGUUAUUUAUUUUUUGUUGCAGGUUGCCGUUUUCCAUCAUACUGCGAGACAUGUCAACUUUAGGUGUUGAAGGGAAAGAGAAAGAGAAAGGGCAACACAACGACAAGGAAAUGGCCAGCGAACCAAGAUCCUUCAAAAGAAUCAUUGUCCUAGGUUGGGCUGAUAUUCUUGUGGCCUACACUCUGUUUGUAAUGGUAACAUACUUGACAAAUGUAUGGAAGAUGGAUUUCACCCACGCAACAGCAGUAAUGAAUGUUUUCUAUGGCGUGUCAGCAAUCAUGCCAAUAGGAAUGGCAUACCUUGUCGACACUCUUGUUGGUCAUUUUUGGAUGCUCUUAGUCUCCAGUAUCGCCUAUAGCAUUGGCUUGGGAUUUUUAGCCAUGUCAACCCCUCCCGUCCUAUCCAAGGUUACAGGCACAUCCAGCAGGUACGAGAAAGCAUGCAUUGGCAAUGUGCAGAUGGCUAAAAAUUUGGGUACCUUGAUGGUGCUGAUUGGUCCAAUAGUUGGCGCAAUAGCACUUCCCUAUAUACAUCCUUGGUCGGUUCGCUUUGGAAUUCCAGCAAUAUGUACUUCGGUGGCUACUCUUUUGUUUUCGAGUGAUUGCGGUUCUUACAGAUUUGUCAAACCGCAAGGCAGUCCUCUUACUCAUGUAUUCCGGGUCUUUGUGGCUUCUACCUUGAAGAUGCACCAUCCUCCUAAUACUAAUAACGCUGAGCCUUAUGGGAUGCAUGACCCUGGUGAAGAUGUGAUGCCUCACACAAAGGGCCUCAGAUGUCUCGACAAAGCUGCAGUGGUACUGCCUUCCCGGCCGCAGAAUGGAUGGACCCUUUGCAGAGUCACAGAGGUGGAAGAAACUAAGGCCAUCAUACGCAUGAUACCUAUGUGGAUUACCUUUGCUAUUUUUGGUGUUGUACUAUCCUUUGGCAACACUUAUUUUGUUGAGCAGGCAAAUCACAUGAAUCGCAAGGUUGGACGCCUAUCGUUUCCCCUUCCAAUCUUUUUAGUGUUCAGUGAAUGCUCAAAGUCCCUAGCUUCCAAUUUAUAUGAGAAGUUGUCAAGCGAUUUGGGUGAGAGACGGAAGAGUAUGCCGCACCAGUUGGAAUUGCAUCAGGAGUGUUGUAUUACUGCUGCAAAAGUGGAAGCCAGAAGAUUAGAUGUGAUCAGAAAACAUGGCUUACUAGACAAGCCUGAUGACACAAUCCCCAUGAGUAUAUUUUGGCUACUUCCACAGUUUUUGUUGCUAGGGUCCUUACAUGGAUUUGCUCAUAACGACAUCAAGGAUUUCUUCCGAAAGCAAACCCCAAACUCCAUGAACAAGUAUAUUAACCACUUCAUCAGCAGUUCAUUUGGAGCAGGAAGCCUAGGCAGUGUUCUUUCUGUUUACAUAGUAAGCCAUGCUAGCAACAGCAAGCAAGGAAGGCGACCAAGCUGGUUCCAGGACACUCUAAACCGGAGUCGCUUGGAUAAUUACUAUUGGACAUUAGCAGUAUUGAGUUCUAUCAACUUUCUUGUCUUCCUACUUAUUGCCUAUAAAGGUGCAGCAAAUAAAGAGACGAGGGCUGGUUCACCCUUAAACUGUGAUGAUGAUGAUUGA